UACAAACGGAGCGCUCUCGUCGGCGUCUGUUGGCAAUCCGCCGUUAUCCAUCCUGUUUGAAUAUAAAUAUUGUCUUGCUACACGGAGCCGAGUCAUCUUCUCACAUCGCGUGUUUUCCCGUCGCCGCCGACUGGAGGUUCGUUCGCAUUGUCCGCCGGCGACGUUUUGACGAUGAUCACGGAUACGGAAAUUGUUCCGGUCGCCGAGAAAACAAUGAAUACUGUGGAUACGUCUGAUGCAUUGGAUUUGACUAAAGAAAAUAUUAGACCACUACGACAAGGUAGAAAACCUAUUCAGUUAGAAACUGCUUUACAAGCACAAUCUAAUAUGGAAAUUCAACAAAAGUUAAAUAAAGAGAAAGAAAAAUAUGAACAUGCUAUUCGUACAUAUGAAGGUGAUGAUCCUUUAGCUCCACAUUUUGAGUAUAUGAAGUGGCUGGAACAAAUAUAUUUAAAACAUGGACCAGAGAGCAAUUUGUUUCCUCUUAUUGAAGAAACUGUACAAAAAUUCAAAAAUGAUGCAAGAUACAAACAGGAUCCAAGAUUUAUUACAAUUCUAAUUAAUUUUAUUGAAAACCAAUCAAAUGCUAUUGAGCUAUAUCAAACUGUUUACAACCAAGGUAUAGGUACAAUGUGUGCUUUAUUUUAUCGUGCAUGGGCAGAGCUAUUGGAUAGAUACAAUGAUUUUAAACGUGUGGAUCAAAUAUUUUUGUUGGGAAUUAAAGCUAAUGCUGAACCAGUUGCAGAACUUGAACAAGCUCAUCUCCAAUUCCAAUUAAGUGUCGCCAGACGAAUGAUUAAUGGACAGUUAACAAAUGAUGACGAUAAAAACCAAGAACCUGAAAAAAGACAAGCAUUUAAUGUAUUAAAAAAGUCUGAAACGCACAGUGGUGUCAGACAUGGUUUUGGUGGAGUUAUUGGAAAAGUACCACAAAUAAACAAUGUCAAUGGAAAAACCACUGUACUAAGGAUUUUUGAAGAUAAUGAUGAAAAUGGAUUACAUGGAAUUGCAACUAGCAAUUGUGAUCUUGCUCAGAAAGGACUAAAUAAAGAAAAUACAAUAAAACCCGGACCAUGGACUAAACCUAAAAAGACUCGCUCGAAAGCUCCUAAACCUGUAUCAACUGUUGACUUUGAAGUGCACCAGGAUAAUAAUUUGGAAUGUGUAACAAAAUUAUCUGGUAUAACUGUUCCUAAUGCGUUACGUAGCAUUAAAGGAAAUACUAAUAUUUCCUGUCCAGUCGCUGUAUUCGAACCUCCAGAUCCUACUAAAAGACCAAUGUAUUGUAAAGAAAAGGUGUAUGCGGCUGGUAGGGAUGUGCAACUUGAAGAAAUCAGGUACGAGAUCUACUUAAAACAAGAAAAAGAAAAGCAAUCGUUAAAAGAUAAACAACAAUCACAUUGUCCAGCAAAAUCGCAACCAAAAGAAAAAAUUGUGAAACCUUUGAAAAAAGUUAUUCUGUCAGAAGAUAAUGAUGAAUUUAAGGUUCCACUUCCACUGCGUAACAAUGAGCCUGACCCUUUAAGUCAAUCUGUCACUGUCAACACUCGAGUUGCAAUUGAUUUAGUUCAACAAAUGUGGAAUAGUCCAUGUGCAGAUAAAGAUGAAGAGCCAGAAUUAAUUUUAAGAGAUCGAAAACCAAUUUUGUUUGAUGCAUUUGAAGAAGUUGACAAUAACAUCAAGCCUCUUCCAUCAGAUUUUAUGGUUUAUGAAGAUGACAAAACACCAGUUGAUGACAAAGUCUUUCAAAUACAACAAAAAGAUAAAGUUAAAAAUCCAGGGCAUUUUUAUGUUUAUACAGAUGACGACAAUAAAGCAAAAUCUCAUAAAGAACCUACUGUAUUUGUUGAUCACAAUGAUGAAAAUCAAGUAGAAAAUAAUGAAUUUCAAGUGUACAUUGAUAAAAAUGAUGAAAAUGAUGAAAAUAAUAGAAAAGAUUUUAAAAUACCAGACGUUUAUGUUGAUAAUGAUGAAAAUGUAUUUAGUAAAAAAAGUUCUAAAGUAAAUCAAUUCAUGGGUCAAAAAGAAAGUAGUAUUAUCAAAGGUGGUUCAAAAAUUGAAUUAAAAAAUGAUAAAAACUUUAAACUGCCUAAUAAAAUUCAAAAUUAUGAUGUUUAUGAGGAUGAAAGUUAUGAUACCAAAAAUACUGAAAAACAAGUUAACAUAACUAAAGACAAUUCAAUUAAUCCAAGUAAUGAAGGCAAAUCUCCUCUCAAAAAAAUUCAAAGUAUUGAAGUAAAUGAUGAUGACAUAACUUGCUCAACAAAAGCUUUUGCUUUUCUUUUGUCUAGUUCAACGCCAUUGGCCCCAGGAAGAACCAAACCUAAUACUGUCAUUGAAAAUCAACAAAAACCACUAACGCAAGUUGAGCAUAAUAAAAACAACGAAACUGAAGAAUUUCAACUGGGAAAAAAUUUGAGCAUGAUAUUGGAAGCAUCUAAAGAACGUAAUAGUAGCACUUCAUCUGGAGUUAUUUCUUCAUCGGUUACAAAAGUAGAACAGCAAUCUUCAAUUCAUUUUGGUGAUUCCAUUAAUCCUUUUGAUGAUGAAUUAAUAACCAAAUUAUUACAAAAAGUAAUUAAAUUUCCUAAUGAACAUCAUAAAUCUGGUUAUGUAGAACAGGAAUCAGACUUGCCAAGUAUGCGAUCAGAAUUCAAAUUGGGUCAUAAUAAAAUGUUGCUUAUCAAUGAAAUUGGUAAAGGAUCAUACGCACGUGUGGUGAAAGUUAGACCAGAUGGUGAAAAUACUAUAGCAAGAGCGCUUAAAAUUCAAAAACCAGCUUGUGCUUGGGAAUGGUAUAUAAGUAAAGAAAUACAACAUCGCCUUAAAGAUUCUGAAAAAGUAUUAUCUUAUUUCAUAAACAUGGAUCAGAUGUAUAUUUUCAAAAAUGGAUCAAUAAUUUCUAUGGAAUUUGCUACUCAUGGGACAUUAUUAUCUAUGAUUCUAGCUUACAAAAUGGCGAUGAACCGGUCGAUCCCUAUAACUGUUGGUGCGCUGCUUAUUUUACAAGUGACAUCAGCACUCAAAUACCUUCACCAAUGUCAAAUAAUUCACGGAGAUUUAAAACCAGAUAAUGUCAUUGUUAAAUCAUUACCUAGUGAAUGUGAUCAACCUUGUGUGCAGUUAAUCGAUUUUGGUCGUAGUAUUGAUAUGACUUUAUUCCCUCCUGAUACUACUUUUACACACACUGUGAAAACUGUUGAUUUUAUUUGCCAUGAAAUGAGAGAAAAAUUGCCUUGGACAUAUCAGACUGAUUAUUUUGGAUUGGCUGGAAUUAUUUACAUGGUUCUCAUGUCAGACUAUAUGAAAACUCAAAAAAUACGUAAAUUAUGGGUGCCAUUGAAACCAUUCCCAAGAUACAUAGACAAGGAACUUUGGGGUAACAUGCUGAACAUGUUGUUGAAUAUAGAAUCAUGCAAGAAGCUACCGAGCUUGGAUGAAAUUAUAAGGAAAUUGAACAAAUAUCUAUCAAUUCAACAAAAAGUGGUAUUGAAACAUAAUUUUACUAGUUUGAAAAAUGCAUUAAAAAAAAAUUAAUGUUUUCAUGUCUACAUAAAUUCAAAUGAAUUUAUUUUUAUAUAUUUGGUUUUUACCGUACUUUUUUUAAGAAUCUCUUAGAUUGUACUCAUUUUUGUAUUGUGUGAUAUUUAUAUUCUUUUGAGUAUUCUUUACAUUAUACUUUAAUUAUUAAUUAUUUA
Messenger RNA from Myzus persicae (green peach aphid), 3698 nucleotides. RefSeq names its product probable inactive serine/threonine-protein kinase bub1. Gene Ontology annotation, biological process: protein phosphorylation; meiotic sister chromatid cohesion, centromeric; mitotic spindle assembly checkpoint signaling. Lineage: Eukaryota; Metazoa; Arthropoda; Insecta; Hemiptera; Aphididae. The record is from RefSeq and is a predicted model, not a curated record. The coding region runs from base 172 to 3537 and encodes 1121 amino acids. Gene Ontology annotation, molecular function: ATP binding; protein kinase activity. The transcript has 20 exons.